Dendronephthya gigantea is the source of this 1414-nucleotide messenger RNA. Its product is annotated as alternative oxidase, mitochondrial-like. Lineage: Eukaryota; Metazoa; Cnidaria; Anthozoa; Malacalcyonacea; Nephtheidae. The coding region runs from base 69 to 1127 and encodes 352 amino acids. The transcript is spliced from 9 exons. Gene Ontology annotation, biological process: alternative respiration. The record is from RefSeq and is a predicted model, not a curated record. Gene Ontology annotation, cellular component: mitochondrion. Gene Ontology annotation, molecular function: alternative oxidase activity.
GGCAGAACACACAUACUAGUAUUCAAUAAAUGAUAUUCCACAAUUUUACUGAUUAUUUUCGGUAACUAAUGAAGUCUGUUUCCAGGUCUUUGUCAUUUUUCCGUCAACACGGUUUUCGAAAAGCAAGUUCGAGGUUUAUCACAGCCACAGGGAAGCGUAGGUGGGAUUUGCCUCACUCGACUUGUCACAUCAAUAUUUGGCCUGGACAUCGGAGUUUUUCGCACAUCGUUAGGCAGCAAAAACACUCAAGCCCAGCCAUAGCACGGAACAAGUUUCAAAAAUACUCUUCGUCGAGUUCCAAUGUUUCCAACCAGCAAAGUACACCAACGCACUUCAAAGAACUCACAGGAAAGCAUCCUCUUCCUGAAGUGGAAGAAGAGAAGCAAAUAGAGCGAGAGAAAGCGAAAGACUACAUCUUACCCCAUCCGAUAUGGACGGAAGAAGACACACAUUCUGUUUUAAUUAACCAUAAAGAACCUAAUGGGAAAGUAGACAAGCUGGCGUAUUAUGCUGUCCAAACACUACGAGUGGGCUUCGACAUCGUUUCUAUGUACAAAAUCGGACAAAUGACUGAAGACAAGUGGUUGACACGAAUUAUUUUACUGGAAACGGUGGCUGGCGUUCCGGGAAUGGUAGGUGCAAUGACAAGGCAUUUUCAUUCUUUGCGACGGAUGAGAAGAGAUCACGGAUGGAUACAUACUCUGCUCGAGGAAGCAGAAAAUGAACGAAUGCAUCUUAUGACUGCCCUGGAAUUGAAACAGCCUGGACUUAUCUUUCGUGGCAUGGUCCUGUUGAUGCAAGGAGUAUUUGUCAAUAUGUUUUUCAUAUCGUACCUGCUUAGUCCUCGAUUUUGCCAUCGGUUCGUUGGAUAUUUGGAAGAAGAAGCAGUGAAAACCUACACAUAUUGCUUAGAGUCAAUAGAUUCCGGUGCUCUAAGUGUUUGGGAAAACAAACCGGCACCAGUAAUUGCUAAAAGAUACUGGAGACUGAAGGAUGACUGCACCAUGCGCGACGUGAUCCUCGCUAUUCGUGCCGAUGAAGCUCAUCAUCGAAAGGUGAACCACACCUUGGCAUCCAUGCAUCUUGAUCAACAAAAUCCCUUCGAACCAUGGGAACGAAAGUUGUAAAGUUAUACUCUGCAGAAAACUUUGUCAAUACCAAUGUAAAGUAUAUAAUUAUACUGCUUAACCCAAAUCUUUUUGCUUACUGUAUAUAUUGAACUUUUAUAGCUUCAAUUGGAAUGCAUGCAUGGAAUAUUUCUGCAACAGAAGUGAAUUUAUCGCAUUUCCUCUUUUAAUUAGAAAUGGUAUAGUACAAAAUUUAAAUCAACUUUGGUGUUAGUGGCACUGUAUAUGAGGGAGCCUCGAUGCAUUGUAGAUUGAAUUUUACCAAAUAAAUAUGCGAUUAGAAACUC